ACUCCGCGCCUUUCUUACAUCACCACUACGCAUGCGCCUUGGAAGGAGGGGCGAACUUUUGGGAGACCGGCUGGAGGCGCGUCUUGGCUGCCGUCUAACGGCGCCUGCGCGGACGGGAGCCCGACUGGAACAUGGCGACUUGCGCCGAAAUCCUGCGGAGCGAGUUCCCCGAAAUUGACGGACAGGUCUUCGACUACGUGACGGGCGUCUUGCACAGCGGCAGCGCGGACUUCGAGUCUGUGGAUGACCUGGUGGAAGCGGUGGGGGAACUGUUGCAGGAGGUGUCCGGGGACAGCAAGGAUGACGCGGGCAUCAGGGCUGUGUGCCAGCGCAUGUACAACACUCUGCGCCUGGAUGAGCCACAGACCCAGGGAAACAGCCAGGUGCUACUAGACACCCCCAUCCAGUUGUCAAAGAUAACAGAAAACUACGACUGUGGCACCAAAUUUCCAGGACUGCUAAAGAGGGAACAGUCCUCGACAGUGAAUGCAAAGAAGCUAGAGAAGGCUGAGGCUCGACUGAAGGCAAAGCAGGAGAAGCGCUCAGAGAAGGACACACUCAAGACCAGCACUCCUCUGGUCUUGGAAGAGGCAUCAGCCAGCCAGGCAGGCAGCAGAAAGGAGAGUCGGUUGGAAUCAUCUGGCAAGAACAAAUCAUACGAUGUGCGAAUUGAGAACUUCGAUGUGUCUUUUGGCGAUAGGGUACUACUGGCUGGAGCAGAUGUGAACCUGGCGUGGGGCCGCCGCUAUGGGCUAGUGGGUCGAAAUGGGCUGGGGAAGACGACACUCCUGAAGAUGUUAGCCACUCGGAGCCUGCGAGUUCCAGCCCACAUUUCCCUGCUGCACGUGGAGCAGGAGGUUGCUGGAGAUGACACUCCUGCCCUACAGAGUGUGCUAGAGAGUGACACUGUGAGAGAGGACCUUCUGCAGAGGGAGCGGGAGCUCAGUGCCCAGAUUGCCACUGGCAGGGCUGAGGGCUCAGAAGCUGCACAGUUGGCGGAAAUAUAUGCCAAACUGGAGGAGAUUGAGGCUGACAAGGCACCUGCCAGGGCAUCAGUCAUUCUUGCUGGGCUUGGCUUUACCCCUAAAAUGCAGCAGCAGCCCACCCGGGAGUUCUCAGGUGGCUGGAGGAUGAGGCUGGCCCUGGCCCGGGCUCUGUUUGCUAGGCCAGAUCUUCUGCUGCUAGAUGAACCCACAAACAUGCUGGAUGUAAGGGCCAUCCUGUGGCUGGAGAAUUACCUGCAAACGUGGCCUUCUACAAUCCUCGUUGUCUCCCACGACCGCAACUUUCUGAAUGCCAUAGCCACAGACAUCAUCCACCUGCACAGCCAGCGACUAGAUGGCUACCGGGGAGACUUUGAGACCUUCAUCAAGAGCAAGCAGGAGCGGCUGCUCAACCAGCAGCGGGAAUAUGAGGCACAGCAGCAGUACCGCCAGCAUAUCCAGGUUUUCAUUGACCGAUUUCGCUACAAUGCCAACAGAGCCUCUCAAGUGCAGAGUAAACUUAAGAUGCUGGAGAAGCUACCAGAGCUGAAACCUGUGGACAAGGAGUUGGAGGUGGUGAUGAAGUUCCCCGAUGGAUUUGAGAAGUUCUCACCACCAGUUCUGCAACUAGAUGAGGUGGAUUUCUACUAUGAUCCUAAGCACGUCAUCUUCAGCCGUCUCUCCGUCUCUGCUGAUCUCGAGUCCCGCAUUUGUGUGGUUGGGGAGAAUGGGGCUGGGAAGUCAACCAUGCUGAAGCUGCUUAUGGGGGACCUGGCACCUGUUCGGGGCAUCAGACAUGCUCACAGGAAUCUGAAGAUCGGCUACUUCAGCCAGCACCACGUGGAGCAGCUGGACCUGAGUGUCAGUGCUGUGGAACUGCUGGCCCGCAAGUUUCCCGGGCGGCCUGAGGAGGAGUAUCGUCACCAGCUGGGCCGGUAUGGCGUCUCUGGAGAACUGGCCGUGCGCCCUGUUGCCAGCUUGUCUGGAGGCCAGAAGAGCCGGGUAGCCUUUGCUCAGAUGACCAUGCCCUGUCCCAACUUCUACAUUCUGGAUGAACCCACAAACCACCUGGAUAUGGAGACGAUUGAGGCUCUGGGCCGUGCUCUCAACAAUUUCAGGGGUGGUGUGAUUUUGGUGUCCCACGAUGAGCGCUUCAUCCGGUUGGUGUGCCGGGAGUUGUGGGUGUGCGAAGGCGGCGGCGUCACCCGGGUCGAGGGGGGGUUUGACCAGUACCGCGCCCUUCUCCAGGAACAGUUCCGCCGUGAGGGCUUCCUCUAGGGCCACAGCCUGAGGACUGUGCCCAGGACGUGGACUGGUCUCUCAGACCCCUGGGCCACCAUGUAGGCAACCAUCUCCAGGCCACGGACUUCCCCCGACUUUGGGGACAGCCUUAUCUCUGAAUCUCCUUUUGACUGGAGCAUCCUCUGCACAACCCAGGGAGCCCCAUCUAAGUGUCUGUGAGGACUGGUCUUCAAGGGAAGGGGUGGGAGGUGCCCUCUGGCUAUAGAUCCCCCCACUGCCCUGGCUCUGACUGGGCCCCAACUGGCUGCUGUGUAAAUUAAAUCUCCCCCUGCAUCUCCCUG
Molecule: messenger RNA, 2566 nt
Organism: Odobenus rosmarus divergens (Pacific walrus)
Lineage: Eukaryota; Metazoa; Chordata; Mammalia; Carnivora; Odobenidae
Gene: ABCF3
Product: ATP-binding cassette, sub-family F (GCN20), member 3
Exons: 21
Coding region: 132-2261 (709 amino acids)
Molecular function (GO): ATP hydrolysis activity; ATP binding
Source: RefSeq, a predicted model, not a curated record